Molecule: messenger RNA, 2345 nt
Organism: Hirundo rustica (Barn swallow)
Lineage: Eukaryota; Metazoa; Chordata; Aves; Passeriformes; Hirundinidae
Gene: FBXL12
Product: F-box and leucine rich repeat protein 12
Exons: 3
Coding region: 1-933 (310 amino acids)
Biological process (GO): SCF-dependent proteasomal ubiquitin-dependent protein catabolic process
Cellular component (GO): SCF ubiquitin ligase complex
Molecular function (GO): protein binding
Source: RefSeq, a predicted model, not a curated record
AUGGCGGCGCGGCCGGCCCUGCCCGACUCGGUGCUGGUGCGGGUCUUGGCGCUGCUGCCGCUGCGGGACCGCCUGCGAGCGGCCAGGGUCUGCCGGCGGUGGCAGCAGCUGGCGCAGGACCGGGCGGUCUGGACGCAUGUGGAUUUGAGCCCUCACCGGAUCACCCGCCGCACGCUGUGGCACCUGGUGCGCCACCGCCUCCCCGACAGCCUGCGCACCCUGCGGAUGCGGGGCGUGCCUCGCUCCGGCCGCAAGCAGCGGCUCCUCUCACCGGCACUGCUGGCCGCCCUGCGGAAGCGCUGUCCCCAGCUCCACCGGCUGUGCCUGACCGAGACUGACCUCCGCCGUGUCCCGUACGAGAGCAUGCCCGCUUCUGUCACCGCGCUGGAGCUGAGCCUCUGCGACAUCCCCGAUGCCUGGUUCUGCGUCUCCCCUCGGGUGCCACCCCCACAGGUACGACACCUCGCUGUCCACAGCGUUCCCACCUUUUCUGACCAUCAUCUUCUUGACGUUUCCUCACAGAAACACUUGAAGACGCUGAGUCUUUGUGGCACCUACCGCAUCACUGAUAAGGGGAUCCAAGCAGCAGCUCCACACCUGGAAGAGCUCGAACGCCUGAUCCUACGGCACUGCAGCAUUGGCGAUGCUGCCAUGGUAUUCAUCGGGCGCCACAUGAAGCAGCUCCGCUACCUGGAAAUCAGCAAUGCCUACUUCCUGACAAACAGGGGGCUGGCUGCUAUUGUGACACUGGAGCACCUGGAGACCCUGUGCCUUGACCUCUAUGAUUUGGUCUCCCUUGGUACUGUUAUCGCUUUGUUGCAAGUGCUGCCUCGCCUGAACCACCUCAAAUUAGGUGGAACUUGCUUUGAAGAUGAACUCCUCGAUAAGAUUCAGGAGAAUUUUCCACAUUGCACCAUAUCUCACACUCCGUGACUCCUGAAGAGGUGCUAUCCUUCCUUAGUACACCUGAAGUGCUUUUUUUUUUUUUUUUUUUGGGGAUAAAGCCUGUUCCCAUAUAUAUAGCUUUGGGACAGAGAAUUCCCAUUUGCCUUAAAAAUAUUACGUUUUUCACAUAACUAUGUGAAAAGAGGUUGCCAUGAAAAUAACAAAGCUUGUAAACAAGCUUUUGGUAGGAUUCCCCUCUCCAUGUUUUCCAUGGGUCAGAGGAAUAGGGAAGCUGGGAAGCACACCUAGCCUUAGAGAACCUCACUGAGCAAAAACUGGCUGGGGUGAUGACAAGUGUAAGCUCUGUCUUCUCCUCUUUCUCCACUGCCAAGGAUUAGGCAGCAGCUUAAUGAGUGCAGAAUUCAAGGAGUGAAGUGAGGCGCCCUUCUGUCAUAGAAAAAACAGACCUGGCAGCCAAAACCUCACAGUUACCAAUUCCUUCUCCUUUCCUUCAAAUUCAAAUCUUCAAACCACUUGUCAGACUGGUCAUGAGGACCCCUGAACACCUGGUCUCAAGAGCCAGACAUCCUGUUUGCCCCAGAUAUUGCUGGGGCUGUCGUUACCUCUGGAUUUUGCUGGUAACAUCCACAUCUUCUCAUCACCUUCUAUUGUCUGCAUUCACAUCCUCCUCCUCCUCAUCCCCCAAUACUUUAACAUCAGAUAACCAUCUAAAUGUUAGGUUGUUGUUCUUAACUUUUAGUCUAUGUUUUUAAACAAAUAUCGUAUUUAUUUUAAAAAACUUGCAAGAUUUAACUUUCAUUUGAAUCCUUGCUUUUAGGACUUGUUUUUUUUGUUUUUUCAUUUUGUUUUAAACCUGCUUUGGCAUCUCUCCUGCCCUCUUGCUUGUGACAAGAGGAUCCCAGAGGAAACAGAGCAGGACACCUAAUCCUCCGUCGAGCCUUUUCUGCCCUGUUUUCACCCCAGAUACCCCCUGCCCUCCAUUCAGUUGCAGCACAUGCAGUAAACCUUUGGGAUUCAGAUGGUCCUGGACGGCAGUGACCCUCCCUGCAGUAAAAUCCUCAUUUCUGUAGGGUGGUCUUUGUGCCCUUGUCCUUUUUUUUGAUCCUAAACCCAGUCUCAGGGUGCCUUCAGGGCAAAUAUCCAAAGGUAAAACAUUCCAGCUCUGCUUUGGAAAACAUCCCAAGGCUGCUGACUUAGUAACUACAGCUCCGUGUUUAUCCCAGACAAUGAGAUCAACACUGGUGGAAUCAGCCUCAUUAAAACCUCCAGCAUUCCCUGUUCCAGCACUCUCUGGGAUGGGGAGGGACAGUACAACAGGAAAAGGGAAAACCAAAACCAAAAAAAUCCAUCAGUCAAUCAAGGCACAGUGAGAUGCAGCAAGAACCUCAGUGUUCUCCUGAUCUUCGCAAACCUGAUGGCACAACAACAGAAUUUAAUAU